AUGUGUAGUAACAAUAACACAACUUGUGUCAACAUCUCAAGUCUAAUUCAGCCUGAGGACGUUUUCUCUCGUCGUUGUAUCUGGGUGAACGGUCCGGUCAUCGUCGGUGCUGGCCCAUCAGGCCUAGCUGUCGCCGCCGACCUGAAACGCCAAGAAGUUCCGUUUAUAAUCCUCGAGCGAGCUAACUGCAUAGCCUCUCUGUGGCAAAACAGAACCUAUGAUCGUCUCAAGCUUCAUCUCCCCAAGCAAUUCUGUCAAUUACCAAAUUUGCCCUUCCCGGAGGAUUUCCCCGAGUAUCCAACGAAGUACCAGUUUAUCGAGUACCUUGAGUCCUACGCAACCCACUUUGAUAUCCGCCCUAAGUUCAAUGAGACUGUCCAGUCAGCUAAAUAUGACAAGAGGUUUGGGCUGUGGCGAGUCCAGACUCUGUUGAGAAGCGAGCUGCUCGGUUACUGUGAGUUCGAGUAUAUUUGCAGGUGGCUCGUGGUGGCGACGGGAGAGAAUGCUGAGAAAGUGGUGCCGGAGUUUGAGGGUUUAGAACACUUUGGUGGUGAUGUUCUUCAUGCUGGUGAUUAUAAAUCCGGCGAGAGGUACCGUGGAAAACGAGUUCUGGUAGUCGGAUGUGGAAAUUCCGGCAUGGAAGUCUCUCUCGACCUAUCCAACCACGAUGCAACCCCAUCAAUGGUCGUUCGUAGCUCUGUUCAUGUAUUACCGAGAGAGAUUCUUGGGAAGUCGACGUUCGAGUUAGGCGUAACAAUGAUGAAAUGGAUGCCGGUUUGGCUCGUGGACAAGACUCUGCUCGUUCUCACAAGGUUACUUCUGGGGAACACUGAUAAGUACGGGCUUAAGAGGCCUGAAAUUGGACCCUUAGAGCUGAAGAACACCGCAGGUAAAACUCCCGUUCUAGACAUCGGAGCCUUUCCGAAAAUCAAAUCAGGAAAAAUAAAAAUCGUAGCGGGAAUAGCUAAGUUUGGUCCUGGAAAGGUCGAACUCGUGGAUGGUCGAGUCCUAGAGAUUGAUUCCGUUGUUCUUGCAACUGGUUAUAGAAGCAAUGUGCCUACAUGGCUUAAGGACAACGACUUGGCAGAGAUUGGGAUAGAGAAGAACCCGUUUCCAAAAGGGUGGAAAGGGGAGGCUGGAUUGUAUGCAGUUGGGUUCACGAGAAGAGGGCUCUCAGGUGCUUCGCUUGAUGCUUUGAGUGUGGCUCAUGAUAUUGCUAAUUGCUGGAAAGAAGAAACUAAGCAACAGAUCAAAACUGUUGCUGCUCGUCACCGUCGUUGUAUUUCACACUUUUGA
Capsella rubella is the source of this 1296-nucleotide messenger RNA. RefSeq names its product probable indole-3-pyruvate monooxygenase YUCCA7. The coding region runs from base 1 to 1296 and encodes 431 amino acids. NCBI's taxonomy places the organism in Eukaryota, Viridiplantae, Streptophyta, Magnoliopsida, Brassicales, Brassicaceae. The transcript has 3 exons. The record is from RefSeq and is a predicted model, not a curated record. Gene Ontology annotation, molecular function: NADP binding; flavin adenine dinucleotide binding; N,N-dimethylaniline monooxygenase activity.